Molecule: messenger RNA, 3378 nt
Organism: Aspergillus nidulans FGSC A4
Lineage: Eukaryota; Fungi; Ascomycota; Eurotiomycetes; Eurotiales; Aspergillaceae
Product: putative stress response protein Nst1
Exons: 5
Coding region: 1-3378 (1125 amino acids)
Cellular component (GO): cytoplasm
Source: RefSeq, a predicted model, not a curated record
AUGUCCAGUCAUGUGCCCGCCGUAACCGCCCCUACACCCUCCACAGUCAGCGAAAACUCGGCGUCCAAAGACUCUCAUAGCUCCCCAAUGCCCGAAUCAAAGCCGGUCUCCGUGAAUCGCAAGAAACAGAAGCGAAGAGAAAAGGCAGCUCGUUUAGCGGCGCAGCGUCAAGCAGCAAACGGACAUGCGCCGAGUGACACAUUGGACGUAAACGGCUCCAGUUCAACGGUGCUCGAUAACGACGUAUCGCAUGAGCAAAGCGGCGGCGGUUAUGAUGACAAAAGCGAGAAAGUACUGAACGGACAUGGACACAACACCCAGGAGCUCCCGCAUCCGUCCGAACAUGAUCCACAAGGAACAACUAGUCGAAAAUCCAAAAAGAAACGAGGGAAGAAGGGCCGUAAUGGAUCGCAAGCAAGCUCAACGCCGAUGUCGACUCCUUCAAUAUCGCUCUCCAACGCUCCACGCCCACCUUUAUCGUCGCAUUUCGGUUCCCAAUCCUCCUCGAAGUUGUUGAAAGAACGCAGCAUCUGGAACACUUCAACGCAAGAAGAACGAGAAAAUAUCAAGACCUUCUGGCUUGAGUUAGGCGAGGAGGAGCGGCGCCAGCUCGUCAAGGUGGAAAAGGAUGCGGUAUUGAAAAAGAUGAAGGAGCAGCAGAAACAUUCGUGCAGCUGUACUGUAUGCGGCAGGAAACGGACAGCAAUUGAGGAGGAGCUCGAAGUUCUCUACGACGCCUAUUACGACGAGCUUGAACAGUACGCCAACAACACCCAGGGAUCAUUCGAACGAGGACCGGCGAUACUCCCACCACCCGGACUGUACCAACCGCCGCUGCGGUCUCCUGGCCAACAUACCCACACACAUGGCCAAUUCCAUCCCUCACGAGGUCGAAUCCACGAGCCCGAAGAUGAUGAAGACUUAGAGGAGGACUAUGACGAGGAUGAAGAGGACGAUGAGCCAUAUAGCGAUGAGGAGUACGAAGAUGACGAAGGAAGUGCUGCGCGCGCUGACUUUUUCGCGUUUGGCAAUAGUCUGACUGUCAAAGUUGCAGACGACCUAUUAAAAAACGACGGAAAGCACUUCAUCGAUAUGAUGGAGCAAUUGGCGGAGCGGCGCAUGCAGCGCGAGGAGGACACGCAAUACGGCAUAGCAGCAGCACACCAAUCUCUUCACAGCAGUCAUAACCAUGGUCCGCUAGAUGACGAGGAUUACGACGACGAGGAGGAUGAGGACUACGAUAGUCAGGAGGAGGAAGAAUACGAGGAAGACGAAAUGGACGCCAUGACGGAAGAACAGCGCAUGGAGGAGGGCCGACGCAUGUUUCAGAUAUUUGCAGCUCGAAUGUUUGAGCAGCGGGUGUUGACAGCCUAUCGCGAGAAAGUAGCUGAACAGCGCCAGCAGAAGCUUAUUGAAGAGCUCCUUGAAGAGGAGAACUUAAACGAGCAGCGCAACGCCAAGAAAGCUAGGGAAGCCCAGAAACGAAAAGACAAGAAGAGACUCGCCAAGUUAGCAAAGGAUGAAGAAAAGGCUCGAAGAGAGGCGCAGAAGGCUGCAGAGGAAGCUGCCGCUAAAGCUGAGCAGGAGAGGAAGCUCGAGGAACAACGGAAAAAGAAGGAGGAGCAACGGAAGAAGCGGGAAGCUGAACGGAAAGCGCAGGAAGAAGAGCGUGCUCGUAAAGAAGCUGAAAAGCACAAACGUCUGCGAGAGGAACGAGAAAGGCAAGAGGAAGCUGAACGGAGGCAGCGUGAACAGAAGGAGCAGGAGAAGAAGCGACGAGAGGAGGCUAAACGAAAGGAGCGUGAGGAGCGAGAAUUGAGAGAGCAAAAAGCCAAGCAGGAACGAGAGCGUAAAGCUCAAGAUGAGCAGUCGAGGAGGGAACGGGAACGAGUUGCGCAGGAACAAGCCAAGCGGGCGCCGAACUUGCAGCCUGUGUCUCCUGUGUCCCCUCCUCCGGAGUCUGCGACGCCUGUGGUUUCUAAAGCUCCAACGCCCGCUAAAGGCCGACGCCCUUCUCAGCAGGGGUCACAUAGCUCGUCUCCACGCUCCCAAUCAGCCAGCGCAGAGGCGUCCCAGGUGUCUCCGCGGUCCGCUCCUCUAUCGCAAUCAUCGGGGUCAUCUAUUCCCAAAUACGGCUCUGGUCAUCCCAUUCUCCAUCCUCAUCCAGGAGCUCCUAUGUCUCCUUUGGGUCGAACGCAUCCUCCUGGGCUUUCUCCAUCCAAUCCUCCAGGGCUGUCGGGCUUAGUUCCGCGACCUCCAAUGGGCCAUGAGUUACCCACAUAUCCUCCACAUUCAAGUCCCUACAUGAACCAGCUCCGGGGAUUUCCCGCCCCCAAUGGUAUUCCUGUACUUCCAGGGAUGAACGGCACACGCCCAAUGCCCCCAGGUCGAGGAUUCCCUCUUGAUGCGCCCGGUAUUCCUUUCCAUGCCCAGCCGCCAUUCUCUGGUAUCUUCUCACCGCAGCCAAGUGGCUUGCCGCAUGGCCAUUCAAGGCAGCCGUCGAAUUCCUUUGAACGAUCUCCUCUUGACACGAGCGCUCAGCCAUUCCCAAUAUCCCGACCUAGCCCUAUCAAACGCCCACCUAGUACUCAACAGGAACAGCGCAACUCUCGGCGGGAUGUGGACGAUCUCAGCGCACAACUGGGUAGCAGUGCACUGCUCGAUGACUCCGACGUUCCCCUCACUUCUUCACAACUUUCUCAAUCCCUUCCUGGAACAACGCCCGCCCCUGUAAUGCCAGGUCCUGCACGAGCCAGCUUUGCCGGCUCCUCACUAUUCCCGGAUCCUCUUAGUGUGGCCAAGCAUGCCAAUUUCCCCGUCAGUCCUGUUAUAGGCGGCAGCACGUGGGGUGCCCAGAUGCCCUUCGGAGCCCCGUUCCCGGGCGGUCCAACAUGGGGAUACACGCCAGCCAAUAACAACGCUUUUGGUGCUGGCAUCCAUCAUCGCGCACACACGUCUCGGCCUGUUGCGAUUCGACUUCUUGUAAUUCAGGCCUGCAAGCAAUUGAGUACCAUGAGCCCUUCUAAGGAUUCAGGCGGGUAUCACGAUGUUAAUGCGGUUCUCCGCCAAGUUGAGCAACUACGACCAUCGAAUGAGCCUUCCAUAUCUCUCAAGGAGAUGCUUGACAUUUGUGAUACCGAGGGAAACGCGCAAAAUGGCGGCGGGACAUUCUCAAUCAAGAGCGGCCAGACAGGCGAGCUCGUCAAGUUUGAGCCUGACGCCGUUAGCACAACCACGGGCCACCGCGGCAGCAUUGUCCCCGGCGAGAUCGGAAGUCCCAUUCCUAGCAGUACCAUGCCGGCUCUUGGAGGAAUCGGCCUUGGUACACCCCCUUCCUCUGCUCUUCGGCAAUUUUCUUCUCCAACCACGGGUUUCUAG